Molecule: messenger RNA, 423 nt
Organism: Trichoderma harzianum CBS 226.95
Lineage: Eukaryota; Fungi; Ascomycota; Sordariomycetes; Hypocreales; Hypocreaceae
Exons: 2
Coding region: 1-423 (140 amino acids)
Source: RefSeq, a predicted model, not a curated record
AUGUCCAAGCACAGCUACUGCGAGGAGAAGAUCGACCUGAUCGAGCAGGGAAAGCUGGCGCCAAACGGACCAUCGCAGAAGAAGGUUUACGAGGGCAGGGACUUUGGCAAGAGAACCACCCGCAGCGGUGCGUCUGGAUAUCAGGAUGACUGGAAGAAGCGACGUGACCAAGACCAGAAGGGUGGAUUCAGAGAGGCCGCGGAGGUCGUGGUGUCUGUGGUCGAGGUGGUCUUGGCGGUCAGUUUGACUAAAGUAGCCAUCACUCCUAUCUCGCGUAUUCGUUGUGAAGCUCCCUACCGUGUCGACUCUAGGAGAGGUUAUGCGGAGAAGGGCGACGGAAGAGGCGGCAAAAACCAGCUUCCACGUGCCCACGAUCACAACCUCAACGGCUAUGAGUUUUCCACAUCUAACUAUGUUUGUUGA